Eimeria mitis is the source of this 1590-nucleotide messenger RNA. RefSeq lists its product as uncharacterized. Lineage: Eukaryota; Apicomplexa; Conoidasida; Eucoccidiorida; Eimeriidae. The record is from RefSeq and is a predicted model, not a curated record. The transcript is spliced from 3 exons. The coding region runs from base 1 to 1590 and encodes 529 amino acids.
AUGAAGCUAAAGGAAGAGCUGGCGGAGACAGUGCUGAGGCUCUGUCUCCUCACAAAGCCAAAGGAGACAGAAAAGGAGACAGAUAGAGAGAAAAAGGAGACAGAUAGAGAGAAGAAAGAGACAGAUAGAGAGAAAAAGGAGACAGAUAGAGAAAAGAAAGAGAUAGAGAGAGAGAAAGAGACAGAGAGAGAGAAAAAGGAGUCAGAGAGAAAGAAAAAGGAGACAGAGAGAAAGGAAAAGGAGACAGAGACAGAUGAGGAGACAGAGACACAAGCAAUGGAUAUAGAUACAGAUAAAGAGACAGAAACACAAAAAAAAGAAACAGAGAAACAAGAAAAGGAGACAGAAAGAAAAAAGAAAGAGACAGAGAGAGAGAAGGAGGAGACAGAGAGACAAAAGAAAGAGACAGAGAGACAAAAGGAGACAGAGAGAGAGAAGGAGGAGACAGAGAGACAAAAGGAGACAGACAAUGCAGCAGCAGAUUCGCUGCUGCUGAUGGCUCUUAUAAACACUGCAGCAGAAGAAGGAGACAGGGAGACAAAGGAGAGAGAUAGAGAGACAAAAGGGAGACAAAGAGAGACAAAGGAGAGAGAUAGAGACAGAGAGACAGAAGGAGACAGAGAGAGAGAAGAAGGAGACAGAGAGACAAAAGAAAAAGAUAUAGAGACAGAAGGAGGAGACAGAGAGACAGAAGGAGACAAAAAAACAAAAAGAGGAGACAGGGAGGAGACAAAGACAGCACUCAUUAUUUCUUUUGUCUCCUUUCUUCUCAAUCCAGCAGCAAAGACAAGCAGCAGCAGCAGCAGCAGCAGCAGCAGAAGCAACAUUACACCCCUUGUUGUCUCCGCGCUGCAUGCGCUCUGCCCCCAGGCCCCAGCUGCUGCUGCUGCUGCUGCAGCAGCAGCAGCCGCAACAACAACAGCAGGGGUUACAGCAGCAACAACAGCGGCAGCAGGAACAGCAGCACCAGCAGCAGCAGCAGCAGCAGCAGCAGGAGAGACAGCUGGUGUGUGGGGUGCGAGCAGCAGCAGCAUUGCUGCUGCACUGAGGUGGUGGCAGCAGCAGCAAGGAGACAGGAGAAGGAGACAGUUGGUUCUGUCUCCUUUCUGCUGCAGCAGGGAGGAGACAAACCCGGAGACAGAAAAGGAGACAGAACGAGACACCCCACACCCCACAACAAAAGGAGACAACACAAACACACAUAAAACAACUCUUGCUGUCUCCUUGCUGCGGCUCGCGCUGCUGCUGCUGCGUUGCUCCGCAUCUGCUGCAGCAGCAGCAGCAGCAGCAGAAGCAGCAGCAGAUGCAGCAGCCGCACCAGCUACAGCAGCCGCAGCAGAAACACAGCUGCCAUUGACAGGGCUUGAAGAAGCAGCACCGGCAGCAGCAGCAGGAGCAGCAGCAGGAGCAGCAGCAGCAGCAGCAGCAGCAGCAACAGCAGGAGCAGCAGCAGGAGCAGCAGGAGCAGCAGCAGGAGCAGCAGAUGCUGCUGUUGCUGUUGAUGAUGAUGAUGAUGUUGCUGCUGCUGGGUCUGCUGCUGCUGCUGCUGCUGCUGUUUGUGCAGCAGCGCCUGAAGAGCCCCAGAUGUGA